Molecule: messenger RNA, 4697 nt
Organism: Arachis stenosperma
Lineage: Eukaryota; Viridiplantae; Streptophyta; Magnoliopsida; Fabales; Fabaceae
Product: probable pre-mRNA-splicing factor ATP-dependent RNA helicase DEAH5
Exons: 3
Coding region: 233-3859 (1208 amino acids)
Biological process (GO): mRNA splicing, via spliceosome; spliceosomal complex disassembly
Cellular component (GO): catalytic step 2 spliceosome; intracellular anatomical structure
Molecular function (GO): RNA binding; ATP binding; RNA helicase activity
Source: RefSeq, a predicted model, not a curated record
UAUGUGCACAUACUCCUGUUUUGGCUUACACCAGUGAAAAGCUCUUUCACAUGAGAACUGCGACCCUUAGAAUUUAAAAAUAUCCAAUUAGGGUUUAAAUCACGAGCCUUUGUAUCCCAAUUAGGGGUCCUUUGAUCUAACAAAUUUCACUUUCGUUCCAAAUUCUCAUACGCAUAACACCACGAAUCCACGCUAAUUCCCAAUUCGUCAUUCGCGCUUCGGUUCUAGAGCCAUGGCGGUGGAGAACCCACAAGAUUCGUUGAAGAAGCUCGAGUACUUGUCUCUUGUUUCGAAGGUUUGCACCGAAAUGGAGUCUCACACCGGAAACGGUGACAAUGUACUCGCCGAGUUCAUCACCGAGUUGGGUCGGUCUUCCGAGAACGUCGAAGAAUUCGACGCAAAAUUGAAGGAGAACGGUGCCGAAUUGCCGGAUUAUUUUGUCCGUACACUUCUCACAAUAAUCCACGCUAUUCUCCCUCCGAAGAAGGGUUCUGGGAACAGCGACGUCAAGGGUUCGAAGCAGGACGGUGGUGGUUCGAAGGGGAAGUUCAAGGCACUGGCUAUUGCAGAUGAUAGGGAUAGGGUUAAGGAGCUGCAGAAGGAGAUUGAAGCUGAAGCCAAAGAGAAACAUGGUGGUGAUAGAGACAGAGAAAUACACGGUGAAGAUGGGCACAGAGGAAGAGACAGAGAUAGAAGGGACAGAAGAGAUAGAAGGGACAGGUAUGAUAAAUAUGAUAGAGAUGAAAGGCAUAGAGAUAGGAAUAGAGAUAGAGAUAGAGAUAGAGAUUAUGAUGAUUAUGAUGAUGAAAAAGGGGAUUCUAGGAGAAGGGGAAGGGAUAGAGAGAACGAUAGGGGUAGGGAUAAGGAUAAGGAUAGAUAUGAGAGGCGGAGGAGAGAUGGGCGUGAAGAAGAAAAUGGUGGUUAUGGUGACGAAGAUGGUGGUGGUGACAGGAAAGGUAGGAGGGAUCUGAGGCAUAGUGGAGGGGGUGAAGUUGAAUUGUACAAGGUUUAUAAAGGGAGGGUUUCAAGGGUGAUGGAUACAGGGUGCUUUGUUCAGUUGGAUGAUAUUAGAGGGAAGGAAGGAUUGGUGCAUGUGUCACAAAUUGCAACUAGGAGGAUUAGUAAUGCAAAGGAUGUGGUGAAGCGGGAUCAGGAGGUUUAUGUGAAGGUUAUAUCUGUUUCUGGUCAGAAGUUGAGUCUUUCGAUGAGGGAUGUUGAUCAGCAUACCGGAAAAGAUCUUCUUCCGUUGAAGAAAAGCGAUGAGGACACGUUUCGGAUGAAUCCACAGGAUUCGAAGGAUGGGCCAGUUGCGAGGACGGGUCUAUCGGGUAUCAGAAUUGUGGAGGAGGAUGAUAUGGGGAAAUCGCGGAGGCCUCUGAAGAGGAUGAGCUCUCCUGAGAGGUGGGAGGCAAAACAGUUGAUUGCUUCAGGUGUUUUGAGUGUUUCAGAGUACCCAACUUAUGAUGAGGAGGGAGAUGGGUUGAUGUACCAGGAGGAAGGUGCUGAAGAAGAGCUUGAGAUCGAGUUGAAUGAGGAUGAACCUGCAUUUUUGCAAGGGCAGAGCAGGUAUUCAAUGGAUAUGUCUCCUGUCAAGAUUUUCAAAAAUCCAGAAGGUUCUCUUGGUCGUGCUGCUGCACUGCAGUCUGCACUUAUAAAGGAGCGUAGAGAAGUACGAGAACAGCAGCAACGCACCAUGCUUGAUUCUAUUCCAAAGGAUCUCAAUCGUCCUUGGGAAGACCCUAUGCCUGAAUCUGGUGAAAGACAUCUUGCCCAGGAGCUUAGAGGAGUUGGUUUGUCAGCCUAUGAUAUGCCAGAAUGGAAGAAGGAUGCCUAUGGAAAGACCAUUACUUUUGGGCAAAGGUCAAAGCUUUCUAUUCAAGAACAGAGGCAGAGUCUCCCUAUUUACAAGUUGAAGAAAGAAUUGAUUCAGGCUGUCCAUGAUAAUCAGGUGUUGGUGGUAAUUGGUGAAACGGGUUCAGGUAAAACUACUCAGGUAACACAGUAUCUUGCUGAAGCAGGUUACACGACAAGAGGUAAAAUUGGAUGCACUCAACCUCGUAGGGUGGCUGCAAUGUCAGUUGCAAAGAGAGUUGCAGAAGAGUUUGGAUGUCGAUUGGGAGAGGAAGUUGGUUAUGCCAUUCGGUUUGAAGAUUGUACGGGACCAGAUACUGUAAUCAAGUACAUGACCGAUGGUAUGCUUCUUAGGGAAAUACUGGUUGAUGAGAACCUGUCACAGUAUUCUGUCAUAAUGCUUGAUGAAGCUCACGAAAGGACCAUUCAUACUGAUGUUCUUUUUGGACUGCUUAAGAAGCUAGUGCAGCGUAGGCCUGAGUUGCGAUUGAUUGUCACGUCUGCCACUCUGGAUGCAGAGAAGUUCUCAGGAUAUUUCUUUAAUUGUAACAUCUUUACAAUACCUGGGAGAACGUUUCCUGUGGAGAUUCUUUAUACUAAGCAGCCAGAAAGUGAUUAUUUGGAUGCAGCUUUGAUCACUGUCCUACAGAUCCACCUGACAGAACCUGAAGGAGACAUUCUUCUCUUCUUGACUGGUCAAGAGGAGAUUGAUUUUGCUUGUCAAUCUCUCUAUGAAAGAAUGAAGGGUUUAGGUAAGAAUGUUCCAGAACUGAUAAUAUUACCUGUUUAUAGUGCCCUUCCUAGUGAAAUGCAGUCUAGGAUAUUCGACCCUGCUCCUCCUGGUAAAAGGAAAGUGGUUGUGGCAACUAAUAUUGCUGAGGCUUCUUUGACUAUUGAUGGGAUAUUUUAUGUUAUUGAUCCUGGGUUUGCAAAGCAAAAUGUUUAUAACCCAAAGCAAGGACUUGAUUCGUUGGUGAUAACUCCAAUUUCACAAGCUUCAGCCAAACAAAGAGCUGGACGUGCAGGGCGUACUGGACCUGGAAAGUGCUAUCGCCUAUAUACCGAGAGCGCAUAUAGGAACGAGAUGUCUCCUACUACAAUUCCUGAGAUUCAAAGAAUAAAUCUUGGGAUGACUACUCUCAACAUGAAAGCUAUGGGAAUAAAUGAUCUUCUGUCCUUUGAUUUUAUGGAUCCACCAUCACCCCAAGCUCUUAUUUCAGCCAUGGAACAGCUUUACAGUCUUGGAGCAUUGGAUGAAGAGGGCCUUUUAACCAAACUGGGGAGGAAAAUGGCAGAAUUUCCCCUGGAUCCGCCAUUGUCCAAGAUGUUACUUGCCAGUGUGGACCUUGGAUGCAGUGAUGAGAUUUUGACGAUAAUUGCCAUGAUUCAGACUGGCAAUAUUUUUUACAGGCCUAGGGAAAAGCAAGCCCAAGCAGAUCAGAAGAGGGCAAAGUUUUUCCAGCCUGAAGGUGACCAUCUCACACUGCUUGCUGUUUAUGAGGCUUGGAAAGCUAAGAAUUUUUCAGGACCAUGGUGUUUCGAGAACUUUGUUCAAUCUAGAUCAUUGAGGAGAGCACAGGAUGUCAGGAAACAGCUUCUUACCAUCAUGGAUAAGUAUAAAUUGGAUGUUGUAAGUGCUGGAAAAAAUUUUACCAAGAUCAGAAAGGCAAUCACCGCAGGAUUCUUUUUCCAUGCAGCAAGGAAGGAUCCCCAGGAAGGCUACAGAACCCUAGUUGAGAACCAGCCUGUAUAUAUCCAUCCAAGUUCAGCUUUGUUCCAGAGACAACCCGACUGGGUCAUCUACCAUGAACUUGUUAUGACAACCAAGGAAUAUAUGCGUGAGGUCACAGUGAUAGAUCCUAAGUGGCUUGUUGAAUUGGCACCAAGAUUCUUCAAAGUAUCAGAUCCUACAAAGAUGAGCAAGCGAAAGCGUCAAGAGCGUAUUGAACCACUCUAUGACAGAUACCAUGAGCCAAAUUCAUGGCGUUUGAGUAAACGCCGUGCUUGAUAUUUCAGGAACAUAGUGCAGUGCCACAGGCUCCCUCUGGGCAAAGAUUCAAGAUCUGGGAUCAAUGUGAUGGUGUAAUCUAUAUUCCUGUGAGAUAUCUUCUGAGUUUGUAUUCUCAGUAGAUGAUCUACAAGGUUUCUGGACCCUGCCUGGUUGAUCACAUGAGCUGAUCUCAGAAGUCAGAAGGAUGUGAGCCUUGACCAAGGAGAGAUGCUUUUGCCAACACAGUUUUUUAAGGUAGAUUUUCAACCUUCUGUCUCUUCUCUCUGGAAAAUUAAUGGAGUGGCCUUGGUUGCAAUAGUUGAGUUUUGAAUGGCAAGAAUUUGAAGAGAAUGUAUUUGUUGCUUUGAUUCUAUUAAUAGCAACGAUUGUCAGAUGAUUAGAAAAGGUCAAGAGAGAACAAAAGGUCAAGAGAGAACGAUUCGGCUGUGUUUGCUGGUGGAAUUUGAACUUGGCUAGAUAGAAAUUGAAGUGGAGGUUAGUCUGGAACCCUUGCACCUAAUGGCUGAUAGGAAUGUCACUCACAGUGAUCAGUAGCACACGAGAUGAUGUUCUUUCCUGGUGUUAGUUAUAUUCAUGAUGAAGCACUGAGCAUUGGCUGAGUAGGGGCAGUGAAUCUUCAUUUUGGUCAUAUUACUAGGCUUGCAAUAGGAAUAAUUAUUCUGAUGCGUGAUGCAUUUUUUCCUUGGUAUUUGAAUAAGUUGCUCCUCUCAUGGUUGAGCAACAAAAAAAAAUGGCAUUACACUGACGUGUGAACUAUGUGAGGUUAGAAAAUUUUUGUAAAAUGGCAAUGCUUCGUGAAUUAUUUAUCUUUUAGAAGAGAGAGAAAGAGAAGAAA